This is a messenger RNA of Piliocolobus tephrosceles (Ugandan red Colobus), 7488 nucleotides long. RefSeq names its product multidrug resistance-associated protein 4-like. Gene Ontology annotation, cellular component: plasma membrane. Gene Ontology annotation, molecular function: ATP binding; ABC-type transporter activity; ATP hydrolysis activity. The coding region runs from base 1744 to 5748 and encodes 1334 amino acids. The transcript is spliced from 31 exons. Gene Ontology annotation, biological process: transmembrane transport. The record is from RefSeq and is a predicted model, not a curated record. Lineage: Eukaryota; Metazoa; Chordata; Mammalia; Primates; Cercopithecidae.
GUGGGAGUCCAAAAGCUUGGAACAAGAUUUUGUUCAUUCAUUCCUACAGCCAUUCAACUAGCAUAUUCUGGCCACUUCUCACACACACUGGCCAUCCACCAGGGAGACAGACCAUGCUUAGGCACAGGCUUAAUGUAAAUCAUGUUUAAUUCUUUCUUGGCUCUAAGACCCUGGACAAGUUCUGCCUUUCAGCUUCACCUUCCUCAUCUAUAAAAUAAGCAUAACCUUGAAUGCGGCACUGAUAGAAUUAAAAGUGAGAUAAUUGGUCGGGUGUGGUGGUACAUGUCUGUAAUCCUAGCACUUUGGGAGGCCACCGUAGGAGGAUCACUUGAGCCUAGGAGUUUGAGACCAGCCUGGGCAACAAAGUGAGAAAUUAUCAAGGAACAAUAAAAUGAUCUUGUUACAAAGAAAACCAAAUUCUCAAACAUGUAUGAAAUAUGAAUAAACUCCCAUGACACAUCAUUUGGCUUCAGAAAUUAUCAGUAUUUGAACUUAGAGCCUUUGAUUUUGAUUUUUGCGUCUCUACAAAAAUUACAAAAUAUUAGCCGGGUGUGGCGGCGGGUGCCUGUAGUCCUAGCUACUUAGGCUGAGUUGGGAGGAUUGUUUGAGCCCUGGGAGGUCCAGGGUGCAAUGAGCCAUAAUCGAGUCACUGUGUGUGAGACUGCCACACACACACACACACACACACACAAAGUGAGACUACGCACUCAGAAAUGCACAUAAACAUAAUUGGUCUUCUGAAACACAUGUGUCGUUUGCCACUAUUAUCUGUUAGGCUUUAGGGCUUGAUGAUAGAAAUCAUAAGGCAGUCUCUCUUUCCUCUUAUAUUCCUUUCCCAAUCUAAGAGGGCAGCAAAAAGCUCAGAGGUCCACCGUACCAUGCAACAUGUGAGAUGCCGAAAGCCCGCCCCAUCGACGACAGCAUUCAUCCAUCUCCCAAAUUCAUCUGGGUCCUACUCUGGAGUUACCCAGCUUUCUUGAGGUCUUGCAGCUCUACAAGGAUAAUCUGUGCUAAACUUUGCUGUCGUCCGAGGUCAAAUGUUUGGCUCACAGGUUGGAGAGCCUCCCAUGGCACCCGCGUUUUGGUCCUGAGAAGGGCAAGGCGCCCAGGGGGCGGGCUGGUGGAGCACGAGGCAGCUAUCUCCCAGUCUCCCCAAACCCGUGCCCUAGGGGGCGUUUCUGCGUCGCAGGGGCGGGCACAGCCGACGCCUCCCUGCUCCACCUUCUGGGUCGGCGCCAAAACUCGGAUAGUGAAUUUCGGGAAGUUUCACUCGGGGGCGAGCACGUGGGCACCUCAGGACCCGGGCUCCGCGCCGCGCGCUCGGCUACCCUCUCUAUCCAGCGGCGCCGGCGGCCCUCGCCUCACCCCUGGGCGUAGCUCCGGGCUCCCUUUGGCGUCGCCAGCUUCGCCUCCUCUCGCCGCGUCUCCUCCCGCCGCGUCACCCGUCGGUCCCGGCCGAGCUCGCACGCGGUGCGCGGCUCCCGGGCUCCAGGCGGCGGCGCGUAGCGGGCGGUGCGUAGCGGGCGCCCCCGAGGCGGCCCCGGUAGCGGCGGGCCUGAGAGGCGGGGACUGGGCGUGCCGCCGGCGCCCGGCUCCCGGAAACGGCUGCUUCAAGGCUCCUGCCGAGCGGACCGGCGCGGCGGCCGGAGCUCCAGCAUCUCUGCUCACGGUCCAGGAGGGGAGCCCGCGGCCACCGCCGCCUGAUCAGUGCGACCCCGGCCCGCGCCCCCCACGCCCGGCAAGAUGCUGCCAGUGUACCAGGAGGUGAAGCCCAACCCGCUGCAGGGCGCGAACCUCUGCUCGCGCGUGUUCUUCUGGUGGCUCAAUCCCUUGUUUAAGAUUGGCCAUAAACGGAGAUUAGAGGAAGAUGAUAUGUAUUCAGUACUGCCAGAAGACCGCUCACAGCACCUUGGAGACGAGUUGCAAGGGUUCUGGGAUAAAGAAGUUUUAAGAGCUGAGAAUGACGCACAGAAGCCUUCUUUAACAAGAGCAAUCAUAAAGUGUUACUGGAAAUCUUAUUUAGUUUUGGGAAUUUUUACAUUAAUUGAGGAAAGUGCCAAAGUAAUCCAGCCCAUAUUUUUGGGAAAAAUUAUUAAUUAUUUUGAAAAUUACGAUCCCAUGGAUUCUGUGGCUUUGAACACAGCGUACGCCUAUGCCACGGUGCUGACUGUUUGCACGCUCAUUUUGGCUAUACUGCAUCACUUAUAUUUUUAUCACGUUCAGUGUGCUGGGAUGAGGUUACGAAUAGCCAUGUGCCAUAUGGUUUAUCGGAAGGCACUUCGUCUUAGUAACAUGGCCAUGGGGAAGACAACCACAGGCCAGAUAGUCAACCUGCUGUCCAACGAUGUCAACAAGUUUGACCAGGUGACAGUGUUCUUACACUUCCUGUGGGCAGGGCCACUGCAGGCGAUCGCAGUGACUGCCCUACUCUGGAUGGAGAUAGGAAUAUCGUGCCUUGCUGGGAUGGCAGUUCUAAUUAUUCUCCUGCCCUUGCAAAGCUGUUUCGGGAAGUUGUUCUCAUCACUGAGGAGUAAAACUGCAACUUUCACGGAUGCCAGAAUCAGGACCAUGAAUGAAGUUAUAACUGGCAUAAGGAUAAUAAAAAUGUACGCCUGGGAAAAGUCAUUUUCAGAUCUUGUUACCAAUUUGAGAAAGAAGGAGAUUUCCAAGAUUCUGAGAAGUUCCUACCUCAGAGGGAUGAAUUUGGCCUCGUUUUUCAGUGCAAGCAAAAUCAUCGUGUUUGUGACCUUCACCACCUACGUGCUCCUCGGCAACGUGAUCACAGCCAGCCGCGUGUUCGUGGCCGUGACACUGUACGGGGCUGUGCGGCUGACGGUCACCCUCUUCUUCCCCGCAGCCAUUGAGAAGGUGUCAGAGGCAAUCAUCAGCAUCCGAAGAAUCCAGGGGGUUGUGAGGGUCCUCAGCUCUGGGGAGCUGGAUCUUUUUCAGAGUGGACUGGAUCGGAGUCUCCGCCUUGUUAUGCGUGUCCCUCUGUGCAUCUCAAACCCCAUUGGACUUGGUCAACCUGCUCUUGCAUCAGAGACCCCAACUCUACAAGGCGUUUCCUUUACUGUCAGACCUGGUGAAUUGUUAGCUGUGGUCGGCCCCGUGGGAGCAGGAAAGUCAUCACUGUUAAGUGCUGUGCUCGGGGAAUUGGCCCCAAGUCACGGGCUGGUCAGCGUGCAUGGAAGAAUUGCUUAUGUGUCUCAGCAGCCCUGGGUGUUCUCGGGAACUCUGAGGAGUAAUAUUUUAUUUGGGAAGAAAUAUGAAAAGGAACGAUAUGAAAAAGUCAUAAAGGCUUGUGCUCUGAAAAAGGAUUUACAGCUGUUGGAGGAUGGUGAUCUGACUGUGAUAGGAGAUCGGGGAACCACACUGAGUGGAGGGCAGAAAGCGCGGGUAAACCUUGCAAGAGCAGUGUAUCAAGAUGCUGACAUCUAUCUCCUGGACGAUCCUCUCAGUGCAGUAGAUGCGGAAGUUAGCAGGCACUUGUUCGAACUGUGUAUUUGUCAAACUUUGCAUGAGAAGAUCACAAUUUUAGUGACUCAUCAGUUGCAGUACCUCAAAGCUGCAAGUCAGAUUCUGAUAUUGAAAGAUGGUAAAAUGGUGCAGAAGGGGACUUACACUGAGUUCCUAAAAUCUGGUAUAGAUUUUGGCUCCCUUUUGAAGAAGGACAACGAGGAAAGCGAACAGCCUCCAGUUCCAGGAACUCCCACACUGAGGAAUCGCACCUUCUCCGAGUCUUCAGUUUGGUCUCAACAGUCUUCUAGACCCUCCUUGAAAGAUGGUGCUGUGGAGACCCAAGAUACGGAGAAUGUCCCAGUUACACUCUCAGAGGAGAACCGUUCUGAAGGAAAAGUUGGUUUUCAGGCCUAUAAGAAUUACUUCAGAGCUGGUGCUCACUGGAUUGUCAUCAUUUUCCUUAUUCUCCUAAACACUGCAGCUCAGGUUGCCUAUGUUCUUCAAGAUUGGUGGCUUUCGUACUGGGCAAACCAACAAAGUACGCUAAAUGUCACUGUAAAUGGAGGAGGAAAUGUAACCAAGAAGCUAGAUCUUAACUGGUACUUAGGAAUUUAUUCAGGUUUAACUGUAGCUACCGUUCUUUUUGGCAUAGCAAGAUCUCUAUUGGUAUUCUACGUCCUUGUUAAUUCUUCACAAACUUUGCACAACAAAAUGUUUGAGUCAAUUCUGAAAGCUCCGGUAUUAUUCUUUGAUAGAAAUCCAAUAGGAAGAAUUUUAAAUCGUUUCUCCAAAGACAUUGGACACUUGGAUGAUUUACUGCCACUGACGUUUUUAGAUUUCAUCCAGACAUUGCUACAAGUGGUUGGUGUGGUCUCUGUGGCUGUGGCUGUGAUUCCUUGGAUCGCAAUACCCUUGGUUCCCCUUGGAAUCGUUUUCAUUUUUCUUCGGCGAUAUUUUUUGGAAACGUCAAGAGAUGUGAAGCGCCUGGAAUCUACAACUCGGAGUCCAGUGUUUUCCCACUUAUCAUCUUCUCUCCAGGGCCUCUGGACCAUCCGGGCAUACAAAGCAGAAGAGAGGUGUCAGGAACUGUUUGAUGCACACCAGGAUUUACAUUCAGAGGCUUGGUUCUUGUUUUUGACAACAUCCCGCUGGUUCGCCGUCCGUCUGGAUGCCAUCUGUGCCAUGUUUGUCAUCGUCGUUGCCUUUGGGUCCCUGAUUCUGGCAAAAACUCUGGAUGCCGGGCAGGUGGGCUUGGCGCUGUCCUAUGCCCUCACACUCAUGGGGAUGUUUCAGUGGUGUGUUCGACAAAGUGCCGAAGUUGAGAAUAUGAUGAUCUCAGUAGAAAGAGUGAUUGAAUACACAGACCUUGAAAAAGAAGCACCUUGGGAAUAUCAGAAACGCCCACCACCGACCUGGCCCCAUGAAGGAGUGAUCAUCUUUGACAAUGUGAACUUCAUGUACAGUCUAGAUGGGCCUCUGGUACUGAAGCAUCUGACGGCACUCAUUAAAUCACGAGAAAAGGUUGGCAUUGUGGGAAGAACCGGAGCUGGAAAAAGUUCCCUCAUCUCGGCCCUUUUUAGAUUGUCAGAACCCGAAGGUAAAAUUUGGAUUGAUAAGAUCUUGACAACUGAAAUUGGACUUCACGAUUUAAGGAAGAAAAUGUCAAUCAUACCUCAGGAACCUGUUUUGUUCACUGGAACAAUGAGGAAAAACCUGGAUCCCUUCAGUGAGCACACGGAUGAGGAACUGUGGAAUGCCUUGCAAGAGGUACAACUUAAAGAAACCAUUGAAGAUCUUCCUAGUAAAAUGGAUACUGAAUUAGCAGAAUCAGGAUCCAAUUUUAGUGUCGGACAAAGACAACUGGUAUGCCUUGCCAGGGCAAUUCUCAGGAAAAAUCAGAUAUUGAUUAUUGAUGAAGCAACGGCAAAUGUGGAUCCAAGAACUGAUGAGUUAAUACAAAAGAAAAUCCGGGAGAAAUUUGCCCACUGCACCGUGCUAACCAUUGCACACAGAUUGAACACCAUUAUUGACAGCGACAGGAUAAUGGUUUUAGAUUCAGGAAGACUGAAAGAAUAUGAUGAGCCAUAUGUUUUGCUACAAAAUAAAGAGAGCCUAUUUUACAAGAUGGUGCAACAACUGGGCAAGGCAGAAGCCGCUGCCCUCACUGAAACAGCAAAACAGGUAUACUUCAAAAGAAAUUAUCCACAUAUUGGUCACACUGACCAUAUGGUUACAAACACUUCCAAUGGACAGCCCUCAACCUUAACUAUUUUCGAGACAGCACUGUGAAUCCAACCAAGACGUCAAGUCUGUUCCGAAGGUGUUUUCUGCUAGUUUUUGGACUAUGUAAACCACAUUGUAAUUUUUUUUUACUUUGGCAACAAAUAUUUAUACAUACAAGAUGCCUGUUCAUUUGAAUAUUUCUCCCAACUUAUCCAGUGAUCUCCAGCUCUAACAAAAUGGUUUAUUUUUAUUUAAAUGUCAAUAGUUGUUUUCUAAAAUCCAAAUCAGAGUUGCAGGCCACCAGUUAAAUGCUGUCUAUCAGGUUUUGUGCCUUAAGAAACUACAGAGUCAAAGCUCAUUUUUAAAGGAGUAGGACAAAGUUGUCACAGGUUUUUGUUGUUGUUUUUACGGCCCCCAAAAUUACAUGUUAAUUUCCAUGUAUAUCAGGGAUUCUAUUUACUUGAAGACUGUGAAGUUGCCAUUUUGUUGCAUUGUUUUCUUUGACAUAACUAGGAUCCAUUAUUUCCUCUGAAGGCUUCUUGUUAGAAAAUAGUACAGUUAAAACCAAUAGGAACAACAAAAAGAAAAAGUUUGGGACAUAGUAGUAGGGAGUAUGUAACCCUUACUCCCCACCAAAAAAAAAAAAAAAAGGAUAUAUGGUUAAAGGAUAGAAGGACAAUAUUUUAUCAUAUGUUCUAAAAGAGAAGCAAGAGAAAAUAUUACUUUCUCAAAAUGGAGGCCCUUAAAGGUGCUUUGAUACUGAAGGACACAAAUGUGACCAUCCAUCCUCCUUUAGAGUUGCAUGACUUGGACAUGGUAACUGCUGCAGUUUUAGACUCAGCAUCAUGACACUUCCCAACAAGGCCAAACCUCUAACCGACAUUCCUGAAAUACGUGGCAUCAUUCUUUUUUGGAUUUCUCAUUUAUGGAAGGCUAACCCUCUGUUGACUGUAAGCCUUUUGGUUUAGGCUUUAUUGAAAUCCUUUCUAAGUUGCAUGAAUAGGCUCUGCUAACAUGAUGAGACAAACUGAAAAUUGUUGCAAGCAUUGACUAUAAUUAUGCAGUAUGUUCUCAGGAUGCAUCCAGGGGUUCAUUUUCAUGAGCCUGUCCAGGUUAGUUUACUUCUGACCACUAAUAGCAUUGUCAUUUGGGCUUUCUGUUGAAUGAAUCAACAAACCACAAUACUUCCUGGGACCUGUUGUACUUUAUUUGAACUGUGGGUCUUUAAUUUUUCUUGAUGGUGGUGGCUGUAACAUGUUGAGUUCGGUUUACUAAAGGUUUUACUAUUAUGGUUUGGAGUCUCAUGACCUCUCAGAAUAAGGUGACACGUCCCUGAAAUUGCAUUUAUGUAUAUAGACAUGCACACGUGUGCAUUUGUUUGUAUACAUAUAUGUGUCCGUCAUAUAGCAAGUUUUUUGACUCAUCAGCAGAGAGCAACAGAUGUUUUAUUGAGUGAAGCCUUAAAAAGCACACACACAGCUAACUACCAAAAUACAUUGACUGUAGUAGCUGUUCAACUCCUAGUACUUAGAAAUAAAUGUAUGGUUAAUGUUCACUCCAAUAAACCACACACAGUAAAUGUUUAUUAAUAGUCAUGGUUCGUAUUUUAGGUGACUGAAAUUACAAUGGUGAUCAUAAUGAGGUUUGUUAAAACGUUAGCUAUAUUCAAAAUGUCUAUAUGUUUAUUUGGACUUUUGAGGUUAAAGACAGUCAUAUAAACAUCCUGUUUCUGUUUUAAUGUUGUCAUAGAAUUUUUUAAUGAAACUAAAUUCAGUUGAAAUAAAUGAUAGUUUUCAUCUCCAUUCA